GUAGUGGGGAUCUUGCAAUAUUCAAGCGCUGUGGUAAAAAGAGGGGCACGACUUAUAAACACUUGAAUCAUCAAAAAAUUGUGUUUUCAAUGUAAAAUGAGCGUAACAAAAGUGCAAGAAAUAUGUCCAUACACUGGACCUCCCACUCCACCAGUAUCAGGUGGUUUGGGAAAACGUCAUCUUCAAGUUUUCCUGUUAUUCCUGGGAAUGACUAUCUCCUAUGGACUACGAGUCAGUAUGUCAGUUGCGAUUGUUGCCAUGACUGAUAAUUCAACAAUCGACUCCAAUUUCGAGAUUUUCAAAUGGGACUCGUCGAUAAAGUCGAUGGUAUUGAGUUCAUUUUUUUGGGGUUAUACAGUAACGCAAAUACCGGCAGGUUAUGUGGCGGGAAUAUGGAGCGCUCAACGAUUAGUUUCAAUAGGAAUAUUUUUCUGUGGAUUACUAACACUUUUAAUUCCAAUUGUCAGUUCACAUGGCGGUUGGAUUGCUGCCUGUAUAUGCCGAGUAGGAAUGGGUCUCUGUCAAGGUUGUCUUUUGCCCUCGACGCAAACUCUACUCGCAAAAUGGGUGCCACCCAAUGAGAGAGCACGAUUAGGUACCUUUGCCUAUGCAGGGGGACAAUUUGGUACAGUCGUGACGAUGCCAAUUUCCGGUUUUUUGGCUGGUUCCUCGAUAGGUUGGCCAAGUAUUUUCUAUAUAUUUGGUUUAAUUGCAUUAAUAUGGUCGAUUGCUUUCUAUUAUAUGGGCUUCGACAGUCCAGUUCUGCAUCCAAGUAUUUCGCAAAGUGAAAAAUUGUACAUUCAAGGCAGUUUGGGCGAAAUGACGGAGAAAACAAAACUCGACAAAUCGGAGACACCAUGGAAGCAGAUAUUUACUUCGAUACCAAUGUGGGCAUUGAUCAUAGUACACUGUGGACAAAAUUGGGGUUAUUGGAUGCUCCUAACCGAAAUGCCAAGUUACAUGAAAAAUAUUUUGAAAUUCAACAUAGAAGAGAGUGGCGUAACGUCUGCACUUCCAUACUUGGCCAUGUGGCUCCUAAGCUUCCCAGCGAGUUGGCUCUCGGAUUUUGCAUUAAAGAAAGGAGCGAGUAUUGGAACGACACGAAAAGUCUCCAAUACAAUUGCCCAUUGGGGUCCUGGCUUAGCACUAUUGGGCCUAUGCUUUGUACCAACUGAUCUCAAUAAUAAAACAAUACCUGUACUGAUUCUCGUCAUAUCAGUGGGACUCAAUGCCGGUUCACUAUGCGGCUUUCAAAUAAAUCACAUUGAUCUCAGUCCAAAUUAUGCCGGAACAAUGAUGUCAAUUACAAAUUGCAUUGCAUCUGUAAUUGCCAUUAUUGCACCGAUAAUCGUUGGGGAGAUUGUUCGCGAUGAGACUGAUCAACAUUCAUGGCACAUUGUAUUUUACAUAUCGACAUUUAUCUACUUUGCGGGCAAUUUAAUAUUCAUUAUUUUUGGAAGAGCGGAAAUUCAAUGGUGGAACGAUCCAAUUGAGGUGAAAGCAAGAAAGGAAAUAAAAAGACAAAAUAAUAUGGAGAUGAAUGAAAAAAAAAUUGAGAAAUAAUCGCCACCCUUCUCCCUAUCCUCUCGAUUUUUGAAAAUUUGAAUUUGAAUUGCAAUUGAGAUUCUGGAAAGUACAACAGACGUAGUCUUCUGCGCAGUUGGGAACUUUAAAGAAGGACACAAUGUUGGUUCUGCUUUUCAGGUCCUCAGUUUGUAAAAAAAAUUUCUUUAGUUAUAUUUUGAUGAAAAUUGCAUUGUAUCAAUGCCGGAAUAUUUAUUCUCUCUGUACAUAUUUACCAAAUUGUUAUUAAAUUCUGUUGUUUUUUAAGAA
Messenger RNA from Leptopilina heterotoma, 1833 nucleotides. RefSeq names its product putative inorganic phosphate cotransporter. Gene Ontology annotation, biological process: transmembrane transport; monoatomic anion transport. Gene Ontology annotation, cellular component: plasma membrane. The transcript has 7 exons. Bases 97 to 1563 code for a protein of 488 amino acids. NCBI's taxonomy places the organism in Eukaryota, Metazoa, Arthropoda, Insecta, Hymenoptera, Figitidae. Gene Ontology annotation, molecular function: transmembrane transporter activity. The record is from RefSeq and is a predicted model, not a curated record.